Messenger RNA from Saccharomycodes ludwigii, 384 nucleotides. RefSeq names its product DNA-directed RNA polymerase II core subunit RPB11 (gene RPB11). Gene Ontology annotation, biological process: transcription by RNA polymerase II. NCBI's taxonomy places the organism in Eukaryota, Fungi, Ascomycota, Saccharomycetes, Saccharomycodales, Saccharomycodaceae. The record is from RefSeq and is a predicted model, not a curated record. Gene Ontology annotation, molecular function: DNA binding; protein dimerization activity. The coding region runs from base 1 to 384 and encodes 127 amino acids. The transcript has a single exon. Gene Ontology annotation, cellular component: RNA polymerase II, core complex.
AUGAAUGCUCCAGAUAGAUUUGAAUUAUUUUUGUUACCAGAUGGUGUGCCUAAAUUACAAAUAGAACCGGAUACAAAAGCACCAAACGCCAUUGUGAUAACGUUUGAAAAGGAAGAUCAUACCUUAGGUAAUUUAAUAAGAGCUCAGUUACUAGAGGACAAAGGUGUUUUAUUUGCUGCUUACAAAGUAGAGCAUCCGCUAUUCGCUAGGUUUAAAAUGAGAAUACAAACCGUUGAAGGGUAUGAUCCUAAAGAUGCUUUACAAAAUGCCUGUAAUAGUAUUAUUGGCCAAUUAUCUCAUUUACAAUCUAGUUUCGAAACAGAGUGGAAUUUACAAACCUUAGCUUCUGAUGAAGGCACUCUGGCUACCAACAUUAACGUAUGA